Xenopus laevis (African clawed frog) is the source of this 1657-nucleotide messenger RNA. RefSeq names its product DOMON domain-containing protein FRRS1L (gene frrs1l.L). Bases 554 to 1390 code for a protein of 278 amino acids. The transcript is spliced from 6 exons. The record is from RefSeq and is a predicted model, not a curated record. NCBI's taxonomy places the organism in Eukaryota, Metazoa, Chordata, Amphibia, Anura, Pipidae.
AGAUGGAAAUCAAUAGUGAAAUCAUUGUUCCUUUAGGGGAGUGAAUUCUGCUGCCUCUCUCCCUGCCUUCUGGCUCAGCGUGAGCAUUUGGGGGAGGGCAAAACACAGUAGAGGCGAAAGGAGCUGGAUGCUUUAUUUGAUUGUCGGUUGGGUUCAUGUUAAACCAGGGCAUCGCUUUUCUCGCAGACAAAGCAUCUUGUGUUUUCCUCAUUCUGUCUUCAUUCAGGAGUUGGGUGUCAAAUGAAUGUUGCAGAUAUAGCAGAACUAGUGGUAUACUGUAUAGGGGGUUACUUUUGCCUAGAAGAUGUAUUAGAGCUGACUAUUAAAAUCACCAGAAAUCCUGUCUCUCUCUGUAUGCAGAAUUUGUGCAAAAGGCAGUUAUUUUGUUUGUAAUGGAAUCAGUUAUUUGAGUGAGCUCUAAUACAUCUGCUGGGAAAGGGAGUCCCCCUAUAAGAUAUAUUGGAUCAUUCAUCUAACACCCAACUGCUAACAACUGCCUUCCAUCUGCCCCCUCACCUCUACUUCCCCAUACAUCUCUUGCUCUUUUAGUGUGAUGAUUCUGCUGUGCCAGAGUGUGGGAGCCUGGUUACUUUUUGCAUAUGCAGUUAGUGCCAGCCCUGCUGAUGAGAGUGCCACGCGUGGGAGCCGGAGAGACAAGGGUGAUCCAGCAUUAGAUGAGAAGCACCAAGAUACUUACGGCACAUUUGCUUCUGAGUUUUAUGACUUGAGAUAUCUUUCAGAAGAAGGUUAUCCUUUUCCUACAGCUCCUCCGGUAGAUCCGUUUGCAAGAAUACGUGUAGAUGACUGUGGUAAAACAAAGGGCUGCUUUAGGUAUGGCAAACCUGGAUGUAAUGCAGAGACCUGCGACUAUUUUCUGAGCUAUCGCCGCAUUGGAGCCGAUGUAGAAUUUGAAUUGAGUGCAGACACUGAAGGCUGGGUAGCUGUUGGGUUUUCCUCUGAUAAGAAGAUGGGAGGGGAUGAUGUCAUGGCCUGUGUUCAUGAUGACAAUGGAAGGGUUCGCAUCCAGCACUUUUAUAAUGUUGGUCAGUGGGCAAAAGAGAUUAAGAGGAAUCCUGCUAGGGACGAGGAAGGGGUGUUUGAAAACAACCGUGUAACUUGCAGGUUCAAGCGUCCUGUAUAUGUACCAAGAGAUGAGACUAUAGUGGAUUUGCACUUGAGCUGGUACUACUUAUUUGCAUGGGGCCCAGCAAUACAAGGAUCUAUAACACGGCACGACAUUGACUCACCUCCAGUGUCAGAGAAUGUAGUGAGCAUUUACCGAUAUGAAGAUAUUUUCAUGCCUUCAGCAGCUUAUCAGACCUUCUCUUCUCCUUUUUGCCUUCUUCUCAUUGUAGCACUGACAUUCUAUUUGUUGAUGGGAACCCCAUAAAUUGUUUCAGUCCAAAGUUGCCAGAAUGUCAGUGUCAUUUCUGUACUGUUUAGUCUGAGACAUUGUUUUGCCAUUUUAUGCUAUGGUGGCCUCCAGUAUGCAGUAUUAUAAGUUGUGAGAUCAUGGAACAGGGUCUGAUUGUAUUGCCAUUUCAGAGGAAAAUGACCUGACCUAAAAGAUAUUUUGUUAAAUAUUGAUUUGAUAAGUUUGUUUUGUUUGGUUAAAUGAGAAAUUAAAUAAAGGUGCCAACAUCAUGAUUAAUAUAGA